ACCGUGAUGUCGGUCAAAAGUAUACCAACAAGAACAUAUUUAAGACCCGUAGAUUAAUGAUCGUCCAAAUAACACGAGCAGAGCGUUAUUAAUAUUGCAACAUGUAAAUCCGCCCCCUGAAAUGUCAACCAAAAUGUCAUGCUGCUAAAAUUAUUUAUUUAUUUUACAUUGUUAGCAGGGACCAGAAUGGGUUGUGUGUUCUUACUGUAAACGAACUUCGGGGUGACGAAGCCCUAAUUCCCGCGGCAAUGGCUGAUUGGUCUCUCACUGUUCUCUCAUUGGUGUCUGUGGUCAGUGACCAAGGGCCAAUAAAACAAGACACACACAGCCUGAAAAUGAUACAUUUCACUCAAAGUUUAGACUGAGUCACAAAUUCCCACACUGGUGAGAAGGGGUCAAACAUAGUUUAGGCGGAGUAAGGAGCACUGUAUUGAUUUUACUAGCUAGUUAUGUCCUUAUCUAAAGAACAAGGGAUGGCAGCACCUCGACAGCCGAAAUGCACCCGGUGCCGACACCAUGGGAUCAUCGUCCCGCAGAAAGGCCACAUUAAGUACUGUCCUUUUCUUAAAUGCGACUGCUGGAAGUGCUAUCUCAUCACACAGCGGACUCGGAUCACGGCCCUCCAGCGAAACCUGAAGAGAACCCAAAAUAAAGAGCAGCGAGCUUGCGGCCACCCAGCGGCUGAGGGCACCUGUUGCGCCUCGGCCCCGGACGGAGGUGCUAGUCCGUCGGCCACAUCUGGACUGACGUGUCCCCCAUCGGGAGGGGCCCAGGAGUCUGCUGCCAACACCAACUGGAGCCCUCUCGACCUCCGGAUCAAACCAGCCGAAGAAGGGGAGAAUGUAGCCGCUUUGGACAGCAGAGAGGUGCUGCCCUUCGCUUCCAGCGAGGAAGGACCAAGUACACCUUUUAAUGCUCCUUACUUUGGUGAAUAUCGCCAGACAUCACCUCUGCCUUUUAUUCACUACCAAGUCAGGAUGUCAGGUCCACACCCCAGCAGCUGCGCACCAUGUGGAAACGUCCUGUUCAGAAUGCCAUGGUUGCCACCUGUGCCUGCUGGGCUUUACAACAAUAGCCUCUGUGGACCCCUGAUGUUCCCCCACUUCCAGUCGGGUGCUGUGCAAUACCCACCUCCACCAAACCCUGCUGCUGAUUGUGGAACAGUAUUUUUCACUGUCCCACAGCCCUUCCAGGACGAGCUGAUGUCAAGGCAGCCCCCUCUGUCCGAGCAAACUCAGCAAGACAUACAACAACUGGAUUCAAGCACAUAAUAUGUGGAAUAGAACCUGAGCUAUUCUUUAGUUCCUGUGGCAUCAUUGUUCUGUGCCUUAUUAAUAUAGUCAUGUAGGGUUUCUUUAUAAAGGAAGUCAGAACUCAAUUGUCUGCAUUUUAACUUUUUUUACAUCAUAAAUCAGUUUAAAAUCUGUGCUAACUAUUUAUUAAUCAGUUAUAAAUUUGCACUUUGCUGUUGCAGCAGUGCAACAUACUUGUCAUAUAUUGUUUGCGUUAUGUUUGCAAAUAAAAAUAAAAGUUGUGGGUUUACUUUU
Micropterus salmoides (largemouth bass) is the source of this 1547-nucleotide messenger RNA. Its product is annotated as doublesex- and mab-3-related transcription factor 1Y-like. Gene Ontology annotation, molecular function: RNA polymerase II cis-regulatory region sequence-specific DNA binding; DNA-binding transcription factor activity, RNA polymerase II-specific. Gene Ontology annotation, cellular component: nucleus. Bases 450 to 1271 code for a protein of 273 amino acids. NCBI's taxonomy places the organism in Eukaryota, Metazoa, Chordata, Actinopteri, Centrarchiformes, Centrarchidae. Gene Ontology annotation, biological process: sex differentiation; regulation of transcription by RNA polymerase II; germ cell development. The transcript has 3 exons. The record is from RefSeq and is a predicted model, not a curated record.